AUGGCAGCCACAAAGACAAGUAUUUCACUCUGGCGGGAGACAGUUCGUCCGGAUAAGGUAGAUUCUGGCUAUGAACGACCGGAGACCGAAACUAAAGUGCUACCGGCUGGAUGGAAGCUGACUGACAACCAUGCGCCUUUCUUGGUGGACACAAUUUGGGAAAAAAACGUGAGUGUGCGAUUACGGGAUGGUUGUGCCAUCUUUGUGGACGUAUUCAGGCCUCAAAACGCUGCCGACGGCACUGUUCCAGCCUUGCUCGCAUGGAGUCCAUACGGAAAAUCUGCUUGUCGUACCGGAGGUUUUAAUCCUCUAGAUAUGAUUCCUGGCCGCAUGGGAGUCCCUCGGUCUCGUUUGUCUGGGUUUGAGAAGUUUGAGGCCCCUGAUCCUGCUAAAUGGACUGCUAAGGGAUAUGCAAUUGUGAACCCGGAUCCACGAGGCGUUUAUGACUCGGAAGGGGAUAUUUACCACUUCGGACCAAAUGAAGCGGACGACGGCUACGACACAAUUGAGCAUAUCGCGAGUCUACCGUGGUGCAAUAAAAGUGUUGCCUUGGUUGGUAACUCGUGGCUAGCAGUGGCCCAGUGGUUCAUCGCCGCGACGCGCCCGCCUCAUCUGAAAUGCAUUGGCCCUCUCGAAGGUGCGGGUGAUCUCUACCGUGAUGUUCUAUGCCGAGGUGGUAUUCCUCAGACUCCUUUUUGGGACUUCCUGUCAGGGGUACUUCGAGGGCGCAACCGGCAAGAGGAUGUGGUCGGCGCACUCAAAAAAUACCCUUCAAUGAAUGAAUACUGGAGCAGUAAGCGGGCAGAUAUGAGUCAAAUCACGGUUCCUGCCUACAUACUUGCAAGCUAUUCAACUUUUCUCCACACAUUCGGCUCGUUCCGGGGUUUUACAGAAAUUCCUCAUAUGAAGAAAUGGCUACGAGUUCAUGCUACCCAGGAGUGGCACGACCUUUACCAGAAGUCGACCAAUGACGACUUAUUAAAGUUCUUUGAUCACUAUACCAAGGGCAUUCAGAAUGACUGGGAAGAUACACCAAACGUGAGGGUAUCAUUCCUACGCUUCAAUAAGGGUCCCUUGAUAGACCAAGUCUAUCCGGACUGGCCAAUUCCCAACACGACUGCCCGUACUUUCUAUCUUGAUGUCAAAAAUUCGAUGACUGAAGAUCUUCCCCUAACUCCGAAUAUCAUAUCAUACGUGUCAGAUGCACCUUUCCAACAAACUGACGCUGACUCAGAGGAGCUCAGUUUCACAUACACUUUCACAGAGCCCUGUGCUCUCGCUGGAUCAGCACGAGCGAUCAUUUAUGUCUCGGCCGAAAAUGCAGAGGAUAUGGAUGUAUUCGUCCAGAUUCGCAAAGCUGAUACAACUGGCAAGCUUCUGCGGAACAUAAAUAUUCCUGUCAAUGAUCGGAAAAUCUGCAAUAUGCCCGAGCCGAUUGAUUUAGUGAAUCCUUUGAUCUACUUAGGCCCUACCGGCUGCCUCCGUGUGAGCUAUCGUGAUCUCGACAAGAAAUUAUCGAAUGAGUGGUGGCCAGAGCAUGAUUACUCCGUGAAGCAGACUUAUCAGACUGGGCAGGUCAUUGAGCUAGACAUUGGACUGUGGCAAACUGGAAUACUCUACCUACCAGGUGAGAAGCUGGUUUUCAAGGUAUCUGGGCACAACAUGACGCUGGCAGAGUUUCCGAAUCUACGUGGGGUGAUGCCCAACUACAACAAAGGGAAGCACAAUCUCCACGUUGGAGGAUCCUCUGCUAGUCGACUUAUAAUCCCGACGGUCCCAUUUCCCAGAUCAUGA
This is a messenger RNA of Penicillium concentricum, 1794 nucleotides long. RefSeq names its product CocE/NonD family hydrolase. Gene Ontology annotation, molecular function: dipeptidyl-peptidase activity. The coding region runs from base 1 to 1794 and encodes 597 amino acids. The transcript is spliced from 6 exons. Lineage: Eukaryota; Fungi; Ascomycota; Eurotiomycetes; Eurotiales; Aspergillaceae. The record is from RefSeq and is a predicted model, not a curated record.